Molecule: messenger RNA, 1464 nt
Organism: Arachis stenosperma
Lineage: Eukaryota; Viridiplantae; Streptophyta; Magnoliopsida; Fabales; Fabaceae
Product: microtubule-binding protein TANGLED
Exons: 4
Coding region: 111-1298 (395 amino acids)
Biological process (GO): regulation of phragmoplast microtubule organization
Molecular function (GO): microtubule binding
Source: RefSeq, a predicted model, not a curated record
CUAAAAGAGAGAGGUCCAAUCGUUAGUUGAGUGGGCACUACUACCACUACUAGUUUAAGAUUAAGAGAUUGUUUUGUUGAGACCCACAACCGCAUUGUGUUUUUGCAGCCAUGGUUGCGAGAACCCCACCCAUGCAGAAGAAAAUGUUAGCUCCACUUAAUCCAAUUCUCAUUAGAGAGACACUCAUCAAGGUGGAUCGGUGCAUGGCACGGCUUCAGGAGCUUCAGUACACUGUGACUGGUGGAAGUAAGGUGGUUUCGGGCGUUAGUCUCAGUCCUCGAAGUACCAGAGGUUAUCUCAGAACUAGUCUCAGGUGUAAACAAGAAUCACUCAGGCUCAAGAAUGGUGGAACUAGGAAAUCUCCCGUGGGAAAGUUUCCCUCUCCAUCAAAGACAGGUGAAUGGAGAAGAAUGUCAUUGCCUGCAAUGCUAGUGGGUGAAACCGUUGGGGAGAUUCUACAAGCAACUCAAUUUGCUAGAGAAAUAGUCUCAGUAGUUAAUAACAAACCUUUCGUCACUUCUGACGAUCCAAAAACUCCGAUGUCUCAAAGGCUAAAUAGAAAAUUAUCGUCAUUUCAAGCUGAAAAUACUGAAUUCAAGGCCAGAAGGAAGAAGGAAAAGCAAACAAAACCACAGCACGAAAAUUCACCAUCGCUUCAACGUGCUCGUUCUAGAAUCAAUUUUAAGGUAUCACCUCCAAAAGUAAAAGAAUUUGACAAAGAAAACAAGAAGUACUUGACUAAUAGAGUGUCACCAAGAAACAAACAAUGGGCCAAAAAAACAGUGCUAUUUCCAAACCCUUUGUACCUUCCAACCCAACCUUCUUCACAGCAGCAACGAUUUUCAAAGACCAGGUCUCCCAUUGUAUUAAGAAACAGAGGAACAGCAACAACCACAUCUAUAACUACGCCACAUAAAUUUGUGAUCAAGUCACCACAACCUUCAUCUUCAAAAGUUCAAGUCAAGAAGAGUCCACAAGUUAAAAGUAAUAAGAAGUUGAUUUCACCAAGUAGAACAACUACCGGAAGGAGUUCUCCAAAGAGGUUCCAUGUGUUUCAUCCACCAACCGUGUAUCUUUCUUCACCAACAGGAAAAGAAAAUUUGAGUAGGAAUUCGCCGAAGCGAUCUGUCUCAGUCGCUGCAAAGAUUCGUAGAUCCUUUUCUCCUUUGAGGAUGGCCACCAGAUUGGUUUCGCCAUUGAAAAGCAGGAAAACUGUAUUGAAAACUGAUGGGUUAGCAGUGAGUGGACUAAAACAACGCCCAACAUCAACAAUGAAAAUCCCUAUUCGUGGAAUUUAAAAAUGCGUUUGUGUAUAAUCCAGGGUUUGUUUAUUUUACUUUUUUUGCACUUUGUACUCCUGCAGGACUAGUGGAGAGUGUGAGGAAAUAUUUCUCAUGUUAAUAGCAAUUUAUUUUUUUCCUAUCCAUUUAAGAAAAAUCACAAACUAAAUAUUCUUUGAUCUGA